This is a messenger RNA of Raphanus sativus (radish), 1243 nucleotides long. RefSeq lists its product as uncharacterized. The record is from RefSeq and is a predicted model, not a curated record. Lineage: Eukaryota; Viridiplantae; Streptophyta; Magnoliopsida; Brassicales; Brassicaceae. Gene Ontology annotation, molecular function: S-adenosylmethionine-dependent methyltransferase activity.
UUUUUUUUUUUUUUUUUGUGUGGUUCUGUUAGCGAAGAAGCUUCGUGCUUGUUAGGCAGCCACGGAGGUUUGAUAAUGCCGACGGUGAUGGCUGUUUCCGGUCGAUUUUCGCCGGCGAUUCUCUCGAUUGGUUCUCGUUUACCUUCCUUCAAGUCCCCCGCUCGAAGAAGAGCCGCUGUUUUCGUUCCCGUAUCAGCUCGAGCAUCUUCUGCUUCCCUCUCCAUCGAGACGAACUCGAGCGCGGAUUCUGCUGUGGAGAAGAAAGAGAAGAAGGACAUUCUAGCUUGCCCUAUAUGCUAUAAUAACUCAUUAGCAUUGAUUAGUCAACCUAAUGGAUUAGUAGGAUCUGCUGCCUCUGGUACUAGUCAGUUACAAUGCAAUACAUGUAAAAGGAGUUACUCAGGUAACGAGACGCAUCUUGAUUUGGCUGUGGCUAGUGGAAGCAAUCAGUACACUGAACCAAUGCCUCUUUCAACUGAGUUAUUCAGGACUCCGUUAGUUUCAUUCCUUUACGAGAGAGGUUGGCGUCAGAAUUUCAUAUGGGGUGGCUUUCCAGGACCAGAGAAAGAGUUUGAAAUGGCUAAAGACUACCUGAAGCCAGUAUUGGGAGGCAACAUCAUUGACGCCAGUUGCGGAAGUGGGAUGUUCUCGAGACUAUUCGCUAAAAGCGAGCUGUUUUCCCGGGUGUUCGCCCUUGAUUACUCGGAGAAUAUGCUAAGACAGUGCUAUGAGUUCUUAAACCAAGAAGAAAACCUUACUAACAAAGAGAAAGUUGUUCUGGUCCGAGCAGACAUAGCUAGACUCCCUUUUCUCUCAGGUUCAGUCGACGCUGUCCAUGCUGGUGCCGCUUUGCAUUGCUGGCCUUCCCCAUCCUCAGCUGUUGCUGAGAUAAGCCGUGUUCUUAGACCUGGAGGAGUCUUUGUUGCCACCACGUUCAUCUAUGAUGGCCCUUUCAGUUUUAUCCCCUUCUUGAAGAAUCUUCGCCAGGAACUAAUGAGAUACUCAGGCUCUCACAUCUUUCUGAGUGAACGCGAGCUUGAAGAUCUCUGCAAAGCCGGUGGACUCGUUGGCUUCACUCGUGUUAGAAACGGUCUAUUUAUUAUGCUCUCCGCCACAAAACCGAGUAGAUAAACCUCACACAAUCUUUAUGUUGUUGAAAAAUUUGGUAUAUAAAUUUGGUUAUUAACAUUGUAAAAGAACAUAACAUUGUAAAUGUUCUUAUCUUAUCUGCUAGCUUUCUAAA